AUACCACGCUAAAAUUGUGUAAAACUUUGUAAAACUGAUGCAAACUGAUGUGUGCAAAUUGCAAUAGAAUAUAAAUAGCCUCGUUAUUUAUUUCAAUUUUCAAUAUUAUUUUUUCGGCAAUAAAUAUAUUAAUUAUAAUAAAACAACAAAUUUUAAAAGAGAGUCUUGGAUAAUUAUUAAUUAAUUUACAGAUAGUCUAAGAUGAGUGAUGUACCAAAAUUAUGUGGAAAAAGACGAAGUAUUGUACGACGUAUUGGUUCAUUUCUACCAAUUGCACCACCACCAAAAAUAUAUGUCAGUGUAACAUCGUUGCAUUCCAUGACAAAUUCAAUGAUUAGUGAAGAAACAAAUGGAACAUUACCUGAUUAUAAUGAUGGUAGAUUAUCUGGAAGUAAACCAGAUUUAUUAGAGCCAAUUAGUUUUGGAUCAGAAAUACGUCUUUUAGCAUUGGAACAAGAGCUUCAAGAAUUGAGGUCACAAGUGUCUGUUAUUGUUAAAUCAACAACUACAAAACAACCAUAUUCUUCAACAACAUCUCUAAUGUCAAAUGGUAAUUCAAAUAAUAAUAAUAAUAAUAAUAUAAAAAGUAAACCAAUAAUACCACCACCACCUCCACCACCAUUACCACCACCAUCAACACCACAUAUUGCCAGAAGAUCAAGUUUACAAGAUCACAAAUUAGAAGAACGUAAAAAACCACUUAUUGCACAAAAAUCAAUGGGUGAUAUGCUCAAGGAUAUUGAUAAAAUUAAAUUGAAACCUGUUGAAAGAUCACCUGGUGGACGUCCAUUGCGUGCUGCUAAACGUGAAAAUAGUCCUUGCACUGAUUUACAGGAAAUUUUACGUAAACGUUAUCAUGCAAUGACAUCGCCAGAUUCAAGAAACUCGUCUGCCUUGAAUAUGGAUGAUUCAUUUUGAAAAUGACAGUACAAAUAAUAAUAAUAAUGCAUUUUUCAUCAUUAGAAAUAACCAAAUUAAUAAUGUCGUGUGACACAUGAUUAUUAUAUUUGUCAUUCAAUCCAUAUCAUAUAUUAAUAUAGCUAUAUAUUUUCUUUUUUUUUCUUUUCGAAAUAACAGCAAAAAAGCACAUUAGAUUAUUUAAAGCAGAUAUCAACAGUUGAUUUGACAGUUGCCAUAAUAAUAGCUCCAUUAAUUCUUUUGAAAAGAAAUUUAGUAAUGAGUUGGUACCUCAGGUUAAUAAUAAUAAUUAAAAAUAAUAUCAAUGCUGAUUUAGACUUUAGAAGUUGAAAAUAGAAAAAAAAAAGUUGAAAGAAUUAAGAAAAGAAAAUAAUUGUUCAAUUAAUCGUCUGUUUUUUUUUUUUUAAUUUUGUUUCAUCAUUGUGUCACAAGUGCUAAUUGUUUAUAUGAAAAAAAAAAAAAGUGUCAUCGUGAUAUUAAAUUUUUUUUUUUUUUACUCAAGGAGACUUAGGCUUUUAAAUUAAUAAACGAAUUUUAAAUUUAAUUAAAGACCCAUUAAUGAGGGUGCAAUUGAUAAAAUAAAUAAAGUUUAUAUUAUAUAAUAUUAUAUUUAUUUUGUAGCUUGAUCUUUUUUUCAUAUGAUCCAUCAACAACAUGUAAAGUACAUUUUAGAGACUGACUGAUCGUAUAUGUAAGCAAGGCGAGUUUUGUACUUGAGGAUUUUAUCAACAUGACGAUUAUAAUAAUUAAUAAACGUUAUUGUUA
Molecule: messenger RNA, 1683 nt
Organism: Aphidius gifuensis
Lineage: Eukaryota; Metazoa; Arthropoda; Insecta; Hymenoptera; Braconidae
Product: mitochondrial fission regulator 2-like
Exons: 5
Coding region: 202-918 (238 amino acids)
Source: RefSeq, a predicted model, not a curated record